Molecule: messenger RNA, 558 nt
Organism: Lathyrus oleraceus (garden pea)
Lineage: Eukaryota; Viridiplantae; Streptophyta; Magnoliopsida; Fabales; Fabaceae
Exons: 2
Coding region: 1-558 (185 amino acids)
Source: RefSeq, a predicted model, not a curated record
AUGGUCCAAUUGGCUGAUAGAGUUCGACAAGUCGAACGGUUAAAAGCUGAAAAUUCUAGAACUUCUAGGUUCAGAAAAAAGAAAGUAGCUUAUGUCAAAGUCGACAACAUAGAAAACUCAUCCGACUCAGAGUAUGAGUAUGUGGAGGAGAACAAGUUCAAUAUGGACGAACUGAAUCCCGAUCCUCCCUAUACAUGCAAGUUGCUAAAACCCUCGAACGUAAAGAAUCCCAUAGAGCCUAAAAAUGAGAAAUUUGUCGCUAGGACAAGUACCUUUGACGUUACUAAAUGUGACGAAAUCUUUGAUCUGUUGGUUGUUGAUGGACAAAUCGUUGUUCCAAAAGGGAAUAAAGUCAUGCCAUUAGAACAGAGAAAGGAACUAGUGCAAAAUUCUCUUAAGGAUGACAGACUCCAGUUUGUUAACAAGCAGAAACUAUGUUUGGAGGAGGAAACUAAAACAAAAGGUAAGGCUCUCUUUGUCGAGCUAGUGGACAUCAUGGUCGUCGACACUGUAGGAAACGAUGUGGCUAAAGAUAGCAGACCAAACAACGAGGAUUAA